AUGAAGGGCCUAGUGACGCCAGCUUCUCUAGACUUGUUCGACUUUGUUUAUGAGAAUCCCAUACAGCAAAUGAGGAGUCCCGGACUUAAUCGUGAAGAUGAUCUAUCACGAGUAGUUGCGCAGGGGACACCUCGUUAUUUCGAUGCUAGCCUCUUUGGUGAAUCGCAUCUAGCCACUGGAUCUGGAAAAGAAGCUUUUCAAGAACCAGGAGGCUUGAACACUUUCAUAAAAGCCCAGCAUGUUAUACAGAUACACAGGGCACUUCUCAACCCCCAAAAACGAUCGGUCCAGCCUACCGAGUUAUACUUGUUACUAGUCACAAUUACAUGGGGAGCUCUACUCGACACAGAGGUUAACACCCCUGUCAAGGCUGAUCUAGCAGAUGCUGUUGAAGAUAUGACAAAACUUUUAUUCAGACACGCUGAUAGUGUGGAUAAGUUCCUGGCGCUUGUUGCUAUGGUGAGUACAUAA
Molecule: messenger RNA, 471 nt
Organism: Pyrenophora tritici-repentis Pt-1C-BFP
Lineage: Eukaryota; Fungi; Ascomycota; Dothideomycetes; Pleosporales; Pleosporaceae
Source: RefSeq, a predicted model, not a curated record